AUGUCUAUUUCCCUUAAAAUCUCCCACGUUUCGAAUGUCUACAACGAUGGUUUUAAUACUGUAGAGCUGCGAAACCAAUGCAGAGCCGGUCAAAGGUUUGGAAUUGGAUCGGUUUGUUUCCGUAGAAGCCCUGGUGUUGAAUCUAGACGGAUCCAUUUGAAUUCAGACUUUUCUUCUUCUCGGAAUUUGAGACUCCGAUGUGUGGGAUCAGAUGUGGUUUCGGGUGAAAUCUCUGGUAGAUCGGUACCGGAGUGGGCUUAUAGUGGCUUAAAGGAUGAGACUUUAAGCGAUUUGGAGCCGGAACUUGAUGAUGGUGAUGGCGGCGAUGAGAAUGGGAAUAACGACGGCGGUGGAGAUAGUGGUAAUGGAGGAGGCGGAGGAGGAGGAGAUGAUGGAGAAGGAGAUGAUGGAGAGGAUGAAGCAGAUAAAGCUGAGGAGAAGGAGUUUGGUCCGAUUUUGAAGUUUGAAGAAGUUAUGAAAGAGACUGAACGUAGAGGGAUCACGUUACCGGAGGAUAUGUUGGAGGCGGCUAAAUCCGUUGGGAUUCGGAAACUGUUCCUUCUUCGUUACCUCGAUCUACAGGGUUCUGUUUGGCCGCUUGGGUUUCUGAUGAGGUCAUGUGCUAUGCUUCGAAAUAGAAUGCUUGCAGAUCCUUCGUUUCUUUUCAAAGUUGGAACCGAGGUAGCCAUAGACUCUUGCUGUGCAACUUUUGCAGAAGUACAGAAGAGAGGGGAAGACUUCUGGUCAGAGUUUGAGUUGUAUGCUGCUGAUCUUUUAGUUGGUCUUGUGGUUGAUGUUGCUUUGGUUGGACUAUUGGCUCCCUAUGCACGUAUUGGGAAGCCAUCCGUGGCAUCAACAGGUUUGUUCAAGGACCUUAAACGUGCUUGUGCUUCCCUUCCUAGCAGUGUUUUUGAAGCUCAAAGGCCAGGUUGUAAAUUCUCAGUUAACCAGCGCAUUGCAACUUUCUUCUACAAGGGACUCUUGUAUGGGUCGGUUGGAUUUGGCUGCGGCCUCAUCGGUCAAGGAAUUGCAAAUCUAAUCAUGACGGCAAAACGGAGUGUGAAGAAAUCAGAGGAAGACGUCCCUAUUCCACCUCUUUUCGAAAGCGCUGCUCUUUGGGGUGUGUUCCUUGGCUUAUCUUCCAAUGCGCGUUACCAAAUCGUAAACGGCCUGGAGCGUGUCGUGGAAGGUUCUAAUGCGGCCAAACGCAUCCCUGUGGUCGCCAUGGCGUUCACGGUGGGAGUCCGGUUUGCUAACAAUGUAUAUGGCGGUAUGCAAUUUGUAGAUUGGGCUAAAUUGUCCGGCGUCCAGUAGUAAUAAACCGGUUCGGUUUUGUUACGAACGGGAUUGUAAUUUAGCCUAGGGGGUGUGUUGAAACUUGUGGAAUUGUUAGAUAUUUCAUUUCAGAAAAGAAAAAAUAGUAUGUGAUUUGGUGAGAUUUUAAGACAUUAUAUUAGGUGAUUUUAAGAGAUCAGUACAAUAAAAAGAAAGGAUGUGUUGCUUUCC
This is a messenger RNA of Camelina sativa (false flax), 1506 nucleotides long. RefSeq names its product protein RETICULATA-RELATED 1, chloroplastic. NCBI's taxonomy places the organism in Eukaryota, Viridiplantae, Streptophyta, Magnoliopsida, Brassicales, Brassicaceae. Gene Ontology annotation, cellular component: chloroplast inner membrane. Gene Ontology annotation, biological process: plant organ development. The record is from RefSeq and is a predicted model, not a curated record.